AUGUCAAUAUGUGACACAGACCAGAUCCAGGACCGGGAUCAGAUCCAGGACCAGGACCAGAUCCAGGACCAGGACCAGGACCAGGAGUCCAGCAGCAGGACCAAAGCGGACUCUUCCUCCGCUGGUCUGCAGAAACAUAAAGCCAAAGAGAGAACCACAAGUUACUGCUGUGAUAGGGGGGAUAAAGUCCUCACCACUUCACCAGAUCUGAAGGUCCGAAAGAGGAUUCAUACUGAAGAGAAGCUGUAUAGAUGUGAUCAGUGUGGGGCCGCUUUUAACCUGUCAGGUAAUCUAAGGCGUCAUCAGCGUAUCCACACUGGAGAAAAGCCGUACAAAUGUGAUCAGUGUGGGGCAGCUUUUACCCAACAAGGUGAUCUAAGGAGUCAUCAGCGAAUUCACACUGGAGAAAAGCCAUACAAAUGUGAUCAGUGUGGGGCAGCUUUUACCCUACAAGGUCAUCUAAGGCGUCAUCAACGAAUUCACACUGGAGAAAAGCCUUACAGAUGUGAUCAGUGUGAUGCAGCUUUUACCCUGUCAGGUCAUCUAAGGAAUCAUCAGCGUAUUCACACUGGAGAAAAGCCUUACAUAUGUGAUCAGUGUGGGGCAGCUUUUACCAUGUCAGGUGAUCUAAGGCGUCAUCAGCGUAUCCACACUGGAGAAAAGCCGUACAGAUGUGAUCAGUGUGGGGCAGCUUUUACCCAACAAGGUGAUCUAAGGAGUCAUCAGCGUAUCCACACUGGAGAAAAGCCGUACAAAUGUGAUCAGUGUGGGGCAGCUUUUACCCGACAAGGUCAUCUAAGGAGUCAUCAGCGUAUUCACACUGGAGAAAAGUCUUUCAGAUGUGAUCAGUGUGGGGCAGCUUUUACCGAACAAGGUCAUCUGAGGCGUCAUCAGCGUAUUCACACUGGGGUUAAGCCUCACAGAUGUGAUCAGUGUGGGGCAGCUUUUACCCAAAAAGGUCAUCUAAGGAGUCAUCAGCAUAUUCACAUUGGGGAUAAGCCUUACAGAUGUGAUCAGUGUGGGGCAACUUUUACCAAGUCAGGUAAUCUAAGGCGUCAUCAGCGUAUUCACACUGGAGAAAAGCCUUACAUAUGUGAUCAGUGUGGGGCAGCUUUUACCCAUCAAGGUAGUCUGAGGAGUCAUCAGCUUAUUCACACUGGGGAUAAGCCUUACAGAUGUGAUCAGUGUGGGGCAGCUUUUACCCAACAAGGUAGCCUGAGGAGUCAUCAGCGUAUUCACACUGGGGAUAAGCCUUACACAUGUGAUCAGUGUGGGGCAGCUUUUACCCAACAAGGUCAUCUAAGGCGUCAUCAGCGUAUUCACACUGAAUAAAAAAUCGCCUGUGAUCAGUGUGGGGCAGCUUUUACUCAGCGAGCUCAGUUAAAGGUACCAAGGUUCCCUAUGAAGCUCCCAGACCCCUUAGGUCUUCUGGAUCUGGUUUGUUGUGUGUCCCAAGAACCAGAACUAAACAAGGUGAGGCAGCGUUCAGUUAUUCUGCUCCUCACCGGUGGAACAAACUUCCUGUAGACCUGAGGUCUGCUCCAACCGUCAGCUCCUUUAAAUCAGGGUUAAAAACAUUACUGUUUACUCAAGCGUACUCCUAAAUUAAACUUACCUGCUGUAUUCUACUGCCCUUAUUUUUAACAGCUUUUGUUUUUUAUUAUUUUACUUCUUUUCUUAUCAUCUUAUUCUUAAUUUUUUUACUGUCUAAUUAUGUCUUGCUGCUUUUAAUGUCAAUGUAAAGCACUUUGAAUUACCUUGUGUUGAAUUGUGCCAUAUAAAUAAAUUUGCCUUGCCUUGCCUUGCCUACCAAUUUAGACAUGUUCUGAGAAAAAAUAAAUCUUGUUUUGUUUUCAGUUUCAAUUGAAAAAUGUGUUUAUCUUAAAUUUGUUUUUUCACCAGUUUAUUAUUCAUUGUUCUGGGUCUAGAAAAUCAUUUAAAUUAAAAAGUUCUUUGUUUGUCUGCUGGAUUUCAGUUUCCUGCUCACUGCAAACUCACAACAAUACAACAGUGUCAGAAUAUUAGAAAAGAGUCACACAGUAGUGCGUUUUUAUCACCAUAUGUACUAUUCGUGCUGGAUUUAAAUUACCUCUGGACCUGCAAUGAUAAAUGACACCAUGACAUCUGUAUUUCGUUCAGCUGAUUUACACUAGAUAAGUGAAGUCUGUGUUGUACUGCCCUCAUUCUGUUGAAAAAUUCCCUUUUAUUUAACACUACAUUUUAAUAUUGAGUCACAGGCAACUGAGCAGACACUUAAGUUAGUUUUCAGUGACUACCAUGUCACAUUCUGAAAAGAGACUACAACAACUAGAACUAUAAUUAAAAUCACUCAACAAGAGUGGCCUGGGGUUGAUUUACACUUAAUAUUUAAAGUGAUAUAGUACUAAGUGUGAUACUGAGUGUCAUCUACAGCAGGGGAGCAGGGGUUCUUAACCUUUCUGACAUUGGGGCCCAAUUUUUUCAGUACAGAGUGGCCCG
Messenger RNA from Cololabis saira (Pacific saury), 2478 nucleotides. RefSeq names its product zinc finger protein 501-like. Lineage: Eukaryota; Metazoa; Chordata; Actinopteri; Beloniformes; Belonidae. The coding region runs from base 1 to 1332 and encodes 443 amino acids. The record is from RefSeq and is a predicted model, not a curated record. The transcript has 3 exons.